Molecule: messenger RNA, 411 nt
Organism: Adineta steineri
Lineage: Eukaryota; Metazoa; Rotifera; Eurotatoria; Adinetida; Adinetidae
Source: the annotation of a GenBank genome assembly
AUGAUUUCGAAAGUAUUGAUUAUUUGUACGCUGUUACUUAUUCCGCUCAUCGUCAAGGCCAACAUCGAUGAUCAAUGUCUUGCUUGUAUCUGUCAAGUUGAAUCAGGCUGUAGACCACUCGGAUGUACCUGGGAUGUCUACUCAAAUUCAUGCGGUUACUAUCAAUUGAAACAAGGCUAUUGGCAAGAUUGUGGUUCACCAGGUGGUUCACUUGAAGCAUGUGCUGCAGACAAAAGUUGUUCGGAUAGAUGUGUACGUGCUUAUUUGCAGCGGUAUGGUACUCGAUGUACAGGAGGUCGUACACCUUCCUGUCAAGAUUAUGCUCGUAUUCACAACGGAGGACCUAGAGGAUGCACAUCAUCGGGUACGCUUAGCUAUGGAAAGCGCGUUAGUUCUUGCUAUUCUGGUUGA